Molecule: messenger RNA, 9203 nt
Organism: Rana temporaria (common frog)
Lineage: Eukaryota; Metazoa; Chordata; Amphibia; Anura; Ranidae
Gene: NCOR1
Product: nuclear receptor corepressor 1
Exons: 48
Coding region: 517-8166 (2549 amino acids)
Biological process (GO): negative regulation of transcription by RNA polymerase II
Molecular function (GO): transcription corepressor activity; nuclear thyroid hormone receptor binding
Source: RefSeq, a predicted model, not a curated record
GGUGGAAUGAUCGCGGCGCUCCGUUUCUUGUUGCCGGUGUAAUAUUACUCAUACACUGGCGAUGCGCUGCGGUCCACCCGAGCUCUCGUCCUCUUUCUCCGCUCUGGCUAAACGCGAGCCCGUGUCGCCCUGACAGGACCGUGCGCGGCCGCUGUGUCCGAGAAGGAGGAGUGAUCCGGACAGAUCCGUAGAGCCGCCGCCGCCGCCGCCGUACAGCACCGGGGACGCAGACACCUCCCGGGACAUGGUGCUCGGGCCACAGUGAGGCGGCUCCCCGGGCCUUAGCGCCGGGACUGAACGGAGGAAGGAAGCGGAGGAGGCGGAGCACAAAAUGGCGGACACUACGCGGAUCCUGUCCGGCUGACACUCCGGAGGGGGCGCUGAGCUUCGCAGUACGGAGAUCGGGAGUGACGGUGUGAGCGGGGCCCGCCGGGAUCAGCGACUAUACGGUGGUUUCCUGAAAACAUGAUUGUGCAUUGGCUUUGACCUUCUUCAGCAAGGAUUUUGUCUCCCAGUAUGUCAAGUUCAGGGUAUCCUCCUAACCAAGGAGCUUUUAGCACUGAGCAGAGCCGCUACUCCACCCAUCCAGUCCAGUAUACUUUUUCCAGCAGCAGACACCAGCAGGAGUUUCCCUUACCAGAAUAUCGCAAUGCUCAUUUGGAGGCUUCCCAGCUAUUGCAGCAACAGCAGCUCAGAAGACGACCAUCUUUGUUGUCUGAGUUUCACCCGGGGGCUGACAGAUUUUGCAGGCCUCAGGACAGGAGAACAGGGUAUGAGCAGCAGUACCAUUCUGUGGCACAGAGUGAGCAUGAAGCCCUGGAAUCCAAAAGACCUCGGCUAGAACAGGUAGAUUCACACUACCGGGUUUCUGCGGCUUCUGUCGUGCCUCUUGUACCAACCAUCCCAGAGGGGCUGCGACAGCAAGCGGAUGUCAAGAAGGAACAGGGCUUGUCUAAUAAACAUGAGGCCCCUUCACCCCCCCUAUCGGGGCAGCCAGGCGACGACCAGGAUGCAUCCCCCUCCAAACUCUCUAAGGAAGAAUUGAUACAGAGUAUGGAUCGGGUGGACCGGGAGAUUGCAAAAGUUGAACAACAAAUCUUGAAAUUAAAGAAAAAACAGCAACAGCUUGAAGAAGAAGCAGCCAAACCUCCAGAGCCCGAGAAGCCCGUCUCCCCUCCACCUGUGGAACAGAAACAUCGCAGCAUAGUCCAAAUUAUUUAUGAUGAAAACCGGAAAAAAGCAGAGGAAGCGCACAAAAUUUUCGAAGGACUGGGUCCUAAAGUGGAACUGCCUCUUUACAACCAGCCUUCAGACACAAAGGUUUAUCAUGAAAACAUAAAGACAAAUCAGGUUAUGAGGAAGAAACUAAUUUUAUUUUUCAAGAGACGAAACCAUGCUCGAAAACAAAGGGAACAGAACAUUUGUCAGCGUUACGAUCAGCUGAUGGAAGCUUGGGAGAAAAAAGUGGACAGAAUAGAGAACAAUCCACGCAGGAAAGCAAAGGAGAGCAAAACCCGUGAAUACUACGAAAAACAGUUCCCAGAAAUUCGGAAACAGAGGGAGCAGCAGGAGAGGUUUCAAAGAGUCGGUCAGAGGGGUGGUGGUCUAUCGGCAACCAUUGCCAGGAGCGAACAUGAGAUCUCGGAAAUUAUCGAUGGUCUGUCUGAGCAGGAGAAUAAUGAAAAACAAAUGCGACAGCUCUCAGUCAUUCCACCCAUGAUGUUCGAUGCAGAACAGAGGAGGGUGAAGUUCAUUAAUAUGAAUGGUUUGAUGGAAGAUCCGAUGAAGGUCUACAAAGACCGGCAAUUCAUGAACGUUUGGACAGACCAUGAAAAAGAAAUAUUUAAAGAAAAAUUUGUACAGCAUCCUAAAAACUUUGGUCAUAUUGCUACUUGUCUGGAGCGAAAGAAUGUUGCUGAUUGUGUGUUGUAUUAUUAUUUAACUAAGAAAAAUGAAAACUAUAAAUCUCUUGUAAGAAGAAAUUACAGCAAGCGAAGAGGUCGAAACCAGCAGCAACAGAUUACACGACCAUCCCAAGAAGAAAAAGAAAUUGACAAAGCAGAUGAGGAGAAAGCAGAAAAAAAUGAGAGAAAGGAGGAAGAACGAAGGGAAGAGGAGGAGAAAGAAACAAAAGAGGAGUUUAGGGAGAACACCAAAGAGAAAAUAGAGACUGUUGCAGAAGAGCUCGAGGAAAGAGAGCAAUCCACUCCCAAGGGACGCAAAACGGCAAAUAGUCAAGGUCGGCGGAAGGGUCGCAUUACAAGAUCGAUGGCAAAUGAGGCAGCUGCUGCUAAUGCAGCAACUACCCCGGCGGCUCCUACUUCUACGCCACCACCACCUCCUCCUCCCCCAGCACCGCCUGCAGAACCGCCUACUCCUGUGGCAACUUCGCCAGAAGAACCUCAAGCUCCGCUAUCUGCAGCAGCUGCACAGGAGCAAACUUCUGCAGAGACUGUGGAGACCUCACGCUGGACUGAAGAAGAAAUGGAAGUUGCUAAAAAAGGCUUGUUAGAACACGGUCGUAACUGGGGAGCCAUCGCCAAGAUGGUAGGAACGAAGAGUGAAGCCCAGUGUAAAAACUUCUACUUCAAUUACAAAAGGAAGCACAAUCUGGACAACUUGUUGCAGCAGCACAAACAGAAAUCUCGUAAGUCACGAGAAGAGCGAGAUGUAUCACAGUCUGAAAGUGUGGCAUCCACUGUUUCUGCCCAGGAAGAUGAGGAUAAUGAAGUUUCUAAUGAUGAAGAAAAUCCUGAAGAUAGUGAAGGUGCUGAAAACAGUUCGGACACUGAGAGUGCCCCUUCGCCUUCAGCUGGAGAAGGAGCCAAACAAGCUGAAGAAAUGCCAGAGAGAACCACUGCUGCUUCAGUAACUACAGCUGCAUCUCCAUCAGAGGAACCUGCCAGCAAGCCUGCUACUAGUUCAUCCCCGACCACUGCACCACAGAAUGCUAAAACUCCUGAGAACCAGUAUCCAGAACUACAGGUGAAAGAGGAAAUCAAUCCUGAACCUGAGGAGGCCAUGGAGGUUGAGGAGAGAAGUGAAAGUACUGAGUCUAAACAAUCUCCUGGCCUCCAAACCAAUACCAAAGCUGAACCUGUUGAGCCUGAGGUGAAGCCACCAGAGAGUGCUCAAGUAAAAAUGGAGGAGGAUACCAAAGACAGAGUUUUGGAAAGAACUAAAGAAAAUUCGGAGCCCGAUGACAUAGAGUUCGUUCCCAGCAAAAUACCUUCUCAUACAAGGGUGGAGUCUCAGUCAGAAAAUGACUCCAGUGCUACUUGCAGUGCUGAUGAAGAAGUUGAUGGAGAGCCUGAGAGGUCAAGGAUGUACACUAUGGAUUCAAAACCUUCAAUGUUAAACCCGAGUGGAACCAUUCUGAUGUCCUCUAUGAAGCAAGGGCCAAUGGAUUUGCAGCAGUUACAUCACCGUGCUGCUGUCAUUCCACCCAUGGUAUCUUGCAGCCCCUGUGUUAUACCCCCUGGCACAUCGGUGUCGGCAAACAGUUAUAGUUUAUACUUUCAGUCUUUGCAUGAAAAUAACUUACUAGAAGAGCAAAGGCAGAGGCAAGAACAGAUGAACAUGGAGAGCAAGAGAUCAGCCAGCCCAGCAAACAUGUCUAAGAGUUCAAGCAUUGAUUGGGAAGGAAAAUCUGUGUACAUGCCUUAUGCUGCUGAAGUCAAGCGAGCGCUGGAGCAUGAAGCUCAAAUGCAGAAUGUUGCACGUUCUGUUUCACCGUACAGGAUGUCUCCACGAGAAGUUAGCAGGGCUUCCCCGCAAGCAGAGCUCAAUCCUGUGCGCUACUGUGUCCCUCCAGUAUUGCAGCCUGCUCCCCAUCAGGUAAUAACUUCCCUAGCCGAAGGAACACGACUAUCUGUGACGCGCCCGACCCGUCCACCUCCCCCUCUGAUUCCGUCAUCCAAAACUACAGUGACCUCCUCUGACAAGCCUUCCUUUAUUGUGGGGGGAUCUAUAUCCCAGGGAACACCUGGCACAUACUUAACAUCGCUCAGUCAGCAGCCCUAUAACCCAGAGUCAGUUAAGCCCUCUGGCUCCAUCUCUCUUGGCCUGCCAAGGCAACAGGAAUCUGCUAAAGCUGGUUCUGUGACAUACAUCAAACAAGAAGAGUUUUCUCCGAGGCAGAGCUCCCAGCCGGAGGGGCUGCUGGUCAGAGCACAGCAUGAAGGUGUUGUCCGAGGUACUAUGAAUGCAUUGCAGGAGGGAAGCAUCACGAGAGGCACUCCAGCUACCAAAGUUCCCAUGGAAGCGAUGUCCUCUCUUCGAGGGUCCAUUACUCAGGGUACGCCAGCACUGUCACAGUCUGGCAUUGCUGCCGAUGUCUUGUUGAAGACGACCAUCACCAGACUGGCUACAGAAGACAUCAAUAGUCCAGAGAAGUGUAGAGAAGAGUCCUCUGCCAAAGGCCAUGUCAUUUAUGAGGGAAAGAGUGGACAUAUUGUAUCUUAUGAUUCCACCAUUAAGAAUCUACGUGAUGGUACCAGGAGUCCCCGGAGUGUUCCAGAGAUGACACUGAAGAGAAGCCAUGAAGCCAUGGAAGGAAACAUAAAGCAGAACCUGUCUGUCAGAGAGUCUGCUGUGUCAGCACCAAUGGAAGGACUUAUCUGUCGUACACUACCUAAAGGCUCAGAACUGAAGGAAAGACAGGUUCUUAGUGGCUCAAUAAUGCAAGGCACCCCAAGAGCAACAUCUGAAAUCUUUGAUGAUGGACUCAAAUAUGCCAAGCAAAUCAAACGUGAAAGUCCACCUAUUCGGUCCUUCGAUGGUGCCAUCUCAAAAGGCAAGCCUUAUGAUGGUGUUACCACAAUUAAAGAAAUGGGUCGUUCUAUUCAUGAAAUCCCCAGGCAGGACCUUCUUAGUCAAGAAAGUCGGAAAACUCCGGAGAGUUCCAGGACAAUAAUGGAGGGGUCUAUUUCCCAGGGAACACCUAUAAAACAUGAUGGUACAUCUGGUCAAUCUGCUAUCAAGCACAAUGUAAAGUCCUUGAUCAUGGGGCCAAGUAGGCUGCAACGUGGGGUGCCACAGAUGGACAUGAUGCCAGAGAAUUUGAAGAUGGUAGAUAGAUCAAAAUGUGAAGACUCCAAGUCAUCUGAUGCCAUGCGAUCACGUCAUACAUCUGUUGUGAGUUCUGGUACAUCGGUGCUCCGGUCAACUCUACACGAAGCCUCCAAGUCUCAGUUGAGCCCCGGGAUUUAUGACGAUUCUAGCGCUAGGAGGACGCCAGUAAACUACCCCAGCCCAAUGUCAAGAAGUUCGCCUAUGGCACGGUCAGAAGGUGGCCUCACACCAGGGAAGUCUUCCAGCCAUGAAAGAAAAAGCACAUUAACGCCAACACAAAGGGAAGAUAUUGUUGUAAAGUCCCCAGUCCCUGCAUCUCACAGUCCCUUUGAUCCUCACCUACGGGGAGGCACCCCUGGAGAGGUCUACAGAGGCCAUCUGCCGCCUCAUCUUGAUCCUAUGCAGUUCCACCGAGCUUUGGAUCCUGCAGCCUACUUGUUUCAAAGGCAGCUUUCCCCAACACCAGGUUACCCAAGCCAGUACCAGCUCUAUGCCAUGGAGAACACACGACAGACCAUCCUUAAUGACUACAUCACCUCCCAGCAGAUGCAGGUUAAUUUAAGGCCAGAUGUUGCCAGAGGGCUUUCUCCUAGGGAACAAGGUUUAGCAAUACCCUAUACUGGAGCACGAGGUAUAAUAGACUUAAAUAACAUGCCACCCACUAUUCUGGUCCCUCAUCCUGGAGGAACAAAUACUCCCCCGAUGGACAGAAUUACAUAUAUGCCAGGGGCACAGCUUGCUUUCCCUGGCAGGCCAUACAACCCCCCAGCAUCUUUGUCUCCAGGUCACCCAGCACACUUAACUUCUGUAUCAUCUGCCAAUGCUGAAAGGGAGAGAGAACGAGAAAGGGAACGCGAACGAGAAAAAGAACAGCGUGACAGAGAGCGGGAAAGGGAGAGGGAGCGAGAGAGAAUGGUAGCAGCCUCGGCACAGAGUGAACAUUAUCUGCGACCAGGAUGUUCGAACAGCAGCGGGAGCUGGGGGCGGGGCGGUGCCGUGCAUGUCUAUGGCCACACACAGCCCGCCUCAGGAGCGAGCCCGCACAUCUGCUACCAUAGCAAGCGGCUUGCUAUGGAGACAGACACAGAAGAAGAGGAGCGAAGAUCGCCGGCGGGGGACCUCAGGAGGGGAGGUUCAGGGCCGCUCUGUGCAAUGCCAUUGCACAUAGCAGGUUCGGAGCCACCUAGUAGACCAAGUAGUCACGGAUAUGUACGAUCACCAUCACCAUCAGUCCGGUCCCAGGAGAACAUGAUGCAACAGAGGCCGAGUAUAUUACAUGGAGCUAAUGGAAAAAGUGUCAUCACACCACUAGACCCAGCACAGCUGCGAAUCAUGAUAUGGAACAAUAUGCAAGAUAACACGUUGCCUCUGAAUCCUGGUGCAGCCUCCAUCACUCACGGAACUCCAGCCUCCCGGUAUAGCACCGCUGCUGAUGCAUUAGCUGCGUUAGUAGAUGCUGCAGCUUCUGCUCCACAGAUGGAAGUUUCCAAGCCAAAGGAAAGCAAGCACGAGUCGCUACGAGCAGAAGAAAGGCGUGCAGCAAUGGAGCAGCAACAUCAGCAGCAGCAACAGCAGCAGCAUCAGCAGCAGCAGCAGCAGCAUCAUCAUCAGCAGCAACAGCAGCAGCAGAUGGAGUCUGAGCGUAGACUGGUUCAAAGCCCAUACACCUCCUCCAGUUUCUCUAGCAGCAAGUCCCAAAGCCAGCCAUCUCCAGCUGUGUAUUCUGAAGCAGGCAAAGAUAAACCCGCACAUACUAAAUCACGCUAUGUGGAGGAAUUAAAAGCCCACGGAAAGACUACAAUCACUGCAGCCAACUUCAUAGAUGUGAUCAUAACACAGCAGAUUGCUUCUGACAAAGAUGCGCGAGAGCGUGGUUCACUAAGCUCCAAUUCCUCCAGUAGCUUGUCUUCCCACCGCUAUGAGCCACCCAGAGACACUAUUGAAGUUAUCAGCCCAGCGAGCUCCCCAGUGCAAGUCCAAGAGAAGGAAAAUUACCCACAGGAAGUUCCUAAACCAAGCCAGUCUGAAAGUGAAAGCAGUCGGCAAUAUGAAGCACAAGCCAGUCGCUACAGGGCACAAGAGUCUCCCUCCCCACAGCAGCCUACUCCCACCCAUGUGCCACAGACCCACAGGCUCAUUACCCUAGCUGAUCACAUAUGUCAUAUUAUCACACAAGACUUUGCAAGGAACCAAUCCACUUCUCAAGCUUCUCAGCAGACACCUACAUCAACAUUCCAGAACACUGCCCCACCAGCAGCACCCGUCCGAUCCAAACCAUCCAACAGGUUCAGCCCAGACUCUCAGGGCCAGCCCGUGCACCACCAGCGGCCAGCCUCCAGGGUGUCUCCAGAAAACAUGCCUGACAAACCUAGAGGAAGGCCUGGAAAGUCACCAGAAAGAGGGCACAUGAGUGAGCCAUAUGAGCCUAUAUCACCCCCACAGGCUCCCAUUGUACACUCAAAACAAGAUAAUAUGAUGUUACUGUCCCAGAGGUCGGAGCCUGCUGAACAAAGGAAUGAUUCUCGAUCACCUGGAAAUAUGAAUUAUCUCCCCGCUUUCUUCACCAAGUUGGAGAAUACCUCCCCUAUGGUGAUGUUCAAGAAACAAGAGAUUUUUCGUAAGUUAAACUCCUCUGGUGGCGGUGACUCUGAUAUGGCAGCUGCUCAGCCAGGGACAGAGAUAUUUAACUUGCCAGCUGUCACAACCUCGGGUACCAUCAGCUCCCGAGGUCAUUCCUUUGCUGAUCCAGCCAGUAAUCUCGGUCUAGAGGAUAUUAUCCGCAAAGCUUUAAUGGGAAAUUUUGAUGACAAGCCAGACGAUCAUGGUGUCCUGAUGGGAGGAGCACAAGGCAGCACUUCAGGGUCUUCAAAUAAUGAUCCUCGUAGAGAGGAAGCAAAUCCCUCACCCAAUUCAGGGUCCACGCAGUUCCCAUUCAACCCGUUAACUAUGGGGAUGCUGAACAGCACUCCUCCGUCUUCUAUGGCCUCCACCAUAACACAGAGUUCUGCCCACCAACAAAGCAGGAUAUGGGACAGGGAGCCAGCGCCACUCCUCUCAUCACAGUAUGAAACCCUAUCGGACAGCGAUGACUGAAACACUUUGAACUAAAAAUGUGUACGACUAAGGGUUCCAAUGGCGAUGUCUAUAUAUUCAUAGCCUGAUAGACUUUUUCCAAUGAGAGCCACAGGCUAAGGAGCACGGGGCCACCUUCCUACACAGCUGUGUAAAAUAUUUUAAAUGGAUAUCAGCCUGUCACGCCCAGGCAACUACUAGCAGAAUGUAAUUAGUAAAGAUUUAAAGGUCCACGUUAAUAUGUAAAGAAGUUUUAAAGGAAAAGUGGAUAAUUUGAUGCCUACCAAUUUCACAGCUAUUUGUAAAAAAGGAAAAAAAAAAAAAAAAAAGUCUUUAAUUCUCUUCUGUAAAUAUUUGCAGUGGUUUAUUUUAUUUUUUUUCCUUUGCUCUAGUAUGGUGUAUGUAUGUUUAAUUCAAUACCUCCCCUCUAAAAAGAACAUUUUGUUUUUUAAUUAUUUUAUUUUUUUCUCUGGACUUGCUUCCUAGAUGGCAGACAGCCAAUUUUAAUUACAUUAAUUGUCCUGCACCUUAUAACUGCCCACUUCAGAUUUGUAGUCCAUCUAGCAGGUCACGCCUAGAGAGCAGAAAAGACGCCUUGUUUUUAAAUAGUCAUUUGAGGCGAGAGCGUGGCACCAUUUUUUUUUGGAACCAUUGGGAAGUUUCCAGCUUUUUAUUUUUUAACUUGUGUCAAAACGCAUCUGAUAAGUCAGUCUAGAACGCAAACUGGUGAGGUUACCGCCUCAGUGUCCUAUAAAAAAAGAAGAAAAAAAAAAACAUUUUUUUUAAAUUUCUUUUAUCAGACCUACCACAUGGAAGAAGCUUUUCUGCACUAGCAAUGACAAUUGCAAAAUUGUGUCUGUGAAUUUAAAUUUCCGGUUGUUUUUAUCCUUUGUAGGAAUAUAUUCUCCAGGGAAAACAAUAGGUGUAUGUGUAUAGGCAGGAUUGUCGCCAAUCUCAAGACUGACUGAUUGGUACAUUAGAUGCUUUUUUUUUUUUUUCUCCUCACAGCGUUCAUUUAAUUCUAUACAUGGAUUGUAAUAAAAUGUUUUGGCGCAAAA